AUGGAGUCUCUCCAACUUUCUAUGAAUACCUUGGAGAUAGGUGAGCAUAUGAAGCUUGUCAAAGGGGACACUGGUUCCUCGAAAACAUCGCCAUACGAAAACACCCGCUUGGACGAGGAACUGAUAACGGCACCUCUAUUCUCACUCUCUGCUUGUCAGGUCCUGGACACCGACCGUCUGUAUAGCGAUCAAGCUCUUGAGAGAGACACAUUUCCACAGUAUGGACUGCUUGGUCUGCGUAACCGGUCCAGCAACACACCGACACAAGAUGAUCUUGUGUAUGCAAACGUGUCAGCGCCUUGGUCUGCCUUCAUCUGUGGGAGUCAAGGAAGUGGUAAAAGUCAUACCCUGUCCUGCCUUCUGGAAAAUGCAUUGAUUGCAUCCUCCCCAGCUGGGAAGCUAGCAUCACCUCUGGCUGGACUAGUCAUUCACUAUGACAAUUUCACUGCAUUUUCCAGCACGCAGUUGUGUGAGGCAGCUUAUCUCUACUCCUCAGGCAUUCCUGUCCAAGUUUUGGUCUCCCCGACCAACUACCUUGCCAUGAAAAAGGCAUACAAAACACUGGCAGGCGGUUCCAAAAUGCUGACGGUGAAGCCAUUGUAUCUGCCACAAAAGGAUCUCAACAUCGGCAUGAUGAAGACCUUGAUGGGCAUCGGCAACAAAGCCGAGCAACCUCUUUACAUUGAGGUUGUGAUGAAGAUUCUUCGAGACAUGGCUAUAGCCAACCAGGGGAAAUCCGGAUUCAAUUAUAGUGCGUUCAGAAAUAUUCUGCAACGUGAAACUUUCUUGAAAGGCCAAAUCGGGCCUUUGAAUAUGCGCUUGGAGGUGCUCGAGUCAUUUUUUGAACCUGGAUCUGUGCCUGGUGCAAGUCCCAACAAGUCAAAGCAACACGAUGUUGAUGAUGUCUGGAAAUUUCCUCCGGGCAGUUUGACAAUAGUUGAUUUGAGCUGCCCGUUCGUUGGUCAAGAAGAUGCAUGCGCUCUCUUCAACAUCGCCGUUUCCCUGUUUUUGAAGAACCGCCGAGACACAGGUCGUAUCAUUGCUCUGGAUGAAGCACACAAGUUCAUGACCUCAACGUCGACAGAAGCCGCAGAUCUGACGGAGACACUGCUAUCUGUCGUCCGCCAGCAGCGACAUCUAGCCGCCCGCGUCUUGAUAGCCACACAGGAACCGACUCUUUCACCGUCACUUCUCGAGCUGUGCAAUGUGACUAUUAUCCAUCGCUUCUCGUCGCCAGCUUGGUUCAAGGCAAUAAAGUCACACAUCGCGGGAGCUGGUAUUGAGAAAUCUGAUGCAAACGCCGCGGCCUCGAUCUUUCACAAGAUUGUUCGUUUGCCGACUGGUGAAGCUCUGGUAUUCUGUCCAACAGCGCUGUUGGACAUUGCAAAGCACAAUGCCAAAGAGAAUGAGGAGGCUUCAAGUGUCACCUCUUCCGAUCGGCCAGUUAGUGAAGAAGGCUCGUCCUCUGCAGACAGCACUCGGGCCAAAGAUGAGCCUACUUCGGAUCGCGUUGUCCAGCUCGGAACAGCGUACGCUCGCAUUCGAGUGCGGAAUAGGAUCACUGUCGACGGUGGUCGCAGUGUCCUUGAGCGUUGA
Messenger RNA from Penicillium roqueforti, 1596 nucleotides. RefSeq lists its product as uncharacterized. The record is from RefSeq and is a predicted model, not a curated record. Bases 1 to 1596 code for a protein of 531 amino acids. The transcript has 3 exons. NCBI's taxonomy places the organism in Eukaryota, Fungi, Ascomycota, Eurotiomycetes, Eurotiales, Aspergillaceae.